AUGAAGCUGCUUGUCAUUCUUCUUGCACUAGGUGCCUUCGCAGCGGCAGCACCGGGUCAGAAUUUAGAAGGAUGCUCCCAGAAGGGCCAACUCUGCGAUGGCGGCUCGCAUUUGUGUUGCAAGGGAGAGUGUCCCGGGUAUGGUCCAGGAUUUGUGUGCAAGUAA
Messenger RNA from Penicillium coprophilum, 165 nucleotides. RefSeq lists its product as uncharacterized. The record is from RefSeq and is a predicted model, not a curated record. NCBI's taxonomy places the organism in Eukaryota, Fungi, Ascomycota, Eurotiomycetes, Eurotiales, Aspergillaceae. The coding region runs from base 1 to 165 and encodes 54 amino acids. The transcript has 2 exons.